Sceloporus undulatus (fence lizard) is the source of this 3833-nucleotide messenger RNA. It is a transcript of the gene MYO19, whose product is annotated as myosin XIX. Lineage: Eukaryota; Metazoa; Chordata; Lepidosauria; Squamata; Phrynosomatidae. The transcript is spliced from 27 exons. Bases 398 to 3358 code for a protein of 986 amino acids. Gene Ontology annotation, cellular component: cytoplasm; actin cytoskeleton; vesicle. Gene Ontology annotation, biological process: vesicle transport along actin filament; actin filament organization. The record is from RefSeq and is a predicted model, not a curated record. Gene Ontology annotation, molecular function: microfilament motor activity; actin filament binding; ATP binding.
CAGGAAGAAGAAGAAGACCCACUUUUUGGCCUUGGCUUUGAUCAUGCAAUUAAAACCCAGGAUGGGAGUCCUUCCUUUUCAUCUCUGCUCCAAAAACAGCUCCUUCCUUUCCUGAUGUCACUGUCAAAAAAAUUCAAACUCAGAACCCUCCUCCUCUUCCUAUGGCUCCACCUUCCCAUGCUUGGCUGCCCUUGGUCUCUCCUUCCUGGCUGAAUAUGAGACAGUGAACCUGGCUCUUUUGGGGGGAUCCUGGAUCACCAGGUAGAUCAUACCCAACAGGAUCCAAGGCGACGGAUGACCUAUUGUUACGUUCAGGCCUUUUGGUUCAUCUCACUCAAGAUAAGUCAGAUCCAUGAAGUAUAACGUUUGAGAUACUGUCCAGCCUAAGAAGAGCUGAAUGCAGUCUUCAGCAAACACCUUGAAGCACUUUAAACAGCGGAGGAAUAUGCCCAAGCAGGUAAAUGGCACAAAGAACGGCCUGGCCAUUAGCCCCGAAGACGACGAGCGCCAUCUUGGAGAAGACCUGGACGCGUUCCUAAGCGAUGAGCGGCAUCUGCGUCUCAUUGAUGACCUUACCAAAGUGAACCCUGUAACCACAAAAACCGUCCUCAGGUGCCUUCAAGCACGAUACGCGGCCGAUGUCUUCUAUACCAACGCCGGCUGCAGUCUUGUAGCGGUCAACCCUUUCCGUCCGAUUCCGCCUCUCUACUCGCAAGAGCUCAUGAAUGAAUACCAUGCCGCCACCUGCCUCCAGGAGUUAAAGCCACACGUUUUUGUGGUGGCAGAAGAAACGUACCGAAACGUCCAAAGCCAGAUUCCGCCAGUAAACCAGUCCAUUAUUGUCAGUGGAGAAAGUGGUGCCGGAAAGACAUGGACGUCCCGUUGCCUGAUGAAAUUUUACGCUACUGUCGCUGCUUCGUCCACCGUCCCUAAAGGCAGCAUUACAGUGGAAAGGAUAGAGAAGAGAGUGUUGGACUCCAACCCAGUCAUGGAAGCUUUUGGGAACGCCUGCACUUUGAGGAACAGCAACAGCAGCCGGUUUGGGAAAUACAUCCAGCUGCAGUUAAACAGAUCUCAGGUUCUCACAAGUGCUUCCAUUCAGACCUUCCUGCUGGAGAAAACAAGAGUUGCUUAUCAAGCCCCGCAGGAGAGGAAUUUCCAUAUUUUCUAUCAGAUUGCAAAAGGUGCCACUGAAGAGGAGCGACGAGAAUGGAGUCUCCCUCGCGGCGCGAACUUCUUCUGGCUGCCAAACUCUGAAAAAGCUUUAGAAGAGGACUGCUUCGAUGUGACACGGGAGGCAAUGUCCCAUUUGGGCAUUGACAGUUCCACACAGAAUAACCUUUUUAAGAUAUUAGCAGGCUUACUCCACUUGGGCAAUAUUUGGUUCUCUGAAUCCGAAGAUGAGUCACAGCCUUGCAAACUGGAAGAUGGUGCCAAAGAUUUUGCAAAGACCACUUCCAGACUGUUGAAAGUGCCCAUAGAGGAGCUCCUGGACACACUGAGCAUCAGGACGAUAAUGGCCGGGAAACAGCGGCAGGUUUUCAAGAAGGCCUGCGCCAAGGCGGAGUGUGAGACGCGGAGGGACUGCCUGGCCAAAGUGAUCUACGCCAAGAUCUUUGACUGGCUAGUGACUGUGAUCAAUGGAAGCAUUUAUGCAGAUCCUUCUGUGUGGAGCAAUUUCAUAGGUCUGUUGGAUGUAUACGGCUUCGAAUCCUUUCCGGAGAACCACCUGGAACAGCUGUGCAUCAACUAUGCCAACGAGAAGCUGCAGCAGCAUUUUGUCAGCCAUUUCCUAAAGGCGCAGCAGGAGGAAUAUGCCAUGGAAGGGUUUGAAUGGUCCUUCAUAAACUACCACGAUAACCAAAGUUGUUUGGACGUGAUCGAAGGCAGUCCCAUUAGCAUCUUCUCUUUGCUGAACGAGGAAUGUCGUCUCAACAGACCCUCCAACGCCGGGCAGCUUCAAAACCGAAUCGAGAUCGCACUGUCGGAUAACCCAUGCGUUAGCCGGGAUAGGUUUCAUAAGGAGCCGAAUUUCAUCGUUUCCCAUUACGCUGGCAGCGUCUGUUACCGGGUGGAAGGGAUGGUAGAAAAGAACAAGGACCCUGUCCCGCCGGAAUUAGUCCUACUGCUUCAGCGAUCCCAAGAUUCCUUGCUUCGGAAGUUGUUUCCUAUGGAGGCCUCGAGAAACGGAGACGACGUCAAAAGUCAGACCAAACCAGUCGUGGUGACAGUAGUCUCCAAAUUCAAGGGUUCCCUUGAACAGCUGAUGGAGAUCCUAUGCAGCACCACCCCACACUACGUCCGGUGUAUCAAACCCAACACAGAAUGUGAAGCCUCUCUGUUCCGACAAGAGGAGGUUCUAAGUCAGCUAGAAGCAUGCGGCAUUGUGGAAACGGUCAACAUCAGCGCUGCUGGUUUUCCAGUGAGGAUCGCCUUCAGAAGCUUUCUAGAGCGUUAUGGGGUGCUAAAGAAAUCACGAAAGCUGAACUCAAAAGCCACGAUGCACCAGGAGAAUGGCUUCCCCAACAUGAUGGAAAACGGUUGGGCAACAGCACCUUUUGCAGAAGAAGGUGAUGCCUUAUGCUCUGCGGUCCAGGGCAUCCUUUGGCAAGUGUGUGCCAAUGCAUCCUCCCUUAAGCCCUUAGCGCACAAGCCCUGUGACCCUCCAGCGUACUGUGGCAAAACCAAAGUAUUUAUGACCAACGCCAUGCUGGAGGUCCUUGAAGCAGAGCGAGCGCAUGUCUUGUCUGAGAAGGCAUUCUGCAUCCAGUGUUGUUGGCGGAGGUUUAAGGGGAGGAGGCUGGCAAAGCAAUCCUGGUCUGCCACCAUCAUCCAGUCAGGGGUUCGCUCAUGGCUAGCUAGGAAACGCUUCCAGAGGUUACGCAAGGCUGCGACAGUCAUCAAACGCGCAUGGAAAAAAUGGAAGGACAAGAUGGAUGCGAAGGCUGCAGAAGAACUGGACAAUACUGUCACAGAGGCCUUGCCCUCUUUCCCCAGAACCGUUCUUCCCGCAAGCGAGGCUGGUAGGGAUUUGGGAAAAUCAUGGCCGCGGAGCACAGCCGUUCAGUUCUGGCCCCUCGGACUUGUCCUAACAAGGGCUCCCAUGACAUCGGGUGGGUUCCAGCGAGACCUCGCCCUCCUGACAUGCCUCCAGGUCCUACAGAAGACUGACUUGUACAAGGCUGAAACCAAGACACCUGUACAUGGCGUCACUUCUAUCCGAGCGAUCCCACAGGGUUCCAUCAAGUUCCAUUGCAAGAAGUCCCCCUUGCUCUAUGCGGACACCAGGCCCCACUCUCAUACCUGCGCCAUGACCGGGUUCAACCAGAUUCUGCUGGACAAGCGGCUCUCGGCUUGAAAGCAGACCCGAGAACACUGGAUAUUGAUUACUUAUUGCACUUUAACUUGCUCUUUUUAAACCAAGCAGUCCCUUCCCCUUCAGCCACACUUUUAAUGCCCCUUCCUUUUACAAUGGCUGCCUUGGUGGGCCACCAAAACAGUCCUUCAUGAGGGUCAAGCUUUUAAAAUGUGUUCUUAAGUUAUAUAAUUCAUGGCAAAUCCCAUCCAAAGGGAUCUGCUGCAACUCAAGUAGCACAUCCCUUUGUGUUUGUUUUGGGUUUAAAGCUUUAGGAACUGUUUCAAAUGUAAGGGAAAGAUGCAAGCGUGUUUGUUCAUCUAUUGAAGUUCCAAAAACCAAACCGGGGAGGUUAUGCCAAAGAUUUUUUACAGAGGUUUUUAGGUGAAGGAUGCAAAGCAAAAUGGCUUUAUUCCCACCCAUCGCCUGCAGGCCAUGAACAGUUUUCCUAAAGAUAAAGAAUAAGUAUUUUAUUACA